This is a messenger RNA of Triticum urartu, 600 nucleotides long. Its product is annotated as small ubiquitin-related modifier 1. Gene Ontology annotation, molecular function: protein binding. NCBI's taxonomy places the organism in Eukaryota, Viridiplantae, Streptophyta, Magnoliopsida, Poales, Poaceae. The record is from RefSeq and is a predicted model, not a curated record.
UCGGAUCCCCUACCCUGCUCCUCACCCCCCCCCCCCCCCCCCCCCCCCCCCUCUCGCGGCGCGGCACAGCACAGAGGAGUCGGCGGAGAUGUCGGGCGUGACGGCGGAUGAGGACAAGAAGCCCGCGGGCGACGGCGGAGGCGCCCACAUCAACCUCAAGGUCAAGGGGCAGGAUGGCAAUGAGGUUUUCUUCCGCAUCAAGAGAUCGACACAGCUGAAGAAGCUGAUGAACGCCUACUGCGACCGUCAGUCUGUGGAUCUCAACUCCAUUGCUUUCCUUUUCGAUGGUCGUAGGCUCCGUGGUGAGCAGACCCCUGAUGAGCUGGAGAUGGAGGAAGGCGACGAGAUCGACGCCAUGCUUCACCAGACCGGAGGGUGCUUUCCUCGCCCUUAGAAGGAGCUUGCUUGCAGCCUGGCUGUUCUAUGUCGUAUGCUACCUUUAGAACUAGAGUAAAAUGUAAGAAGUGAAAGAACUUGUGAGGCUAUGGUUCUGUGCCAUAACCUGAGGGGGUCUGGAGGUGAAAGAACAUCGGAGUACUGUUGAUGUCGUGACUGAACUAUCAUCCAUUGCCUAAUAUAUCAUGCCUUGUUGUGUUCCUA